AUGCAAGUGGAACCUUCUGGCGUAAACCAGCCAAUGAGACUCUACCCGUUGACAGAUGCUUGGGGUCCCCGGGACGACUGGACGGGGAUCACCAGCUCAGUCGAGAGGAAGAAACGGCAGAACAGAAUCAACCAAAGAGCAUUCCGUCGAAGGAAGCAUGCUCCAUCUGUUGAGCCGCAAUCGACACCGACUAGCUACAGGAAUGCUGUAUCACCCUCUGCACGCGAGCAUGUCGCAGGACACAUCGAAGAUGACGCACCAGAAACCCCCGAGCCGCAGGAGCCUAGCCACGACAGCGGGUUGAUGCACGGCGGGCCCGUCCUCCUGACCUGUCCGCGACGCAUCGCACAGAGGCGUGCACUCAUCAGACACGCCUACCAAGAGUACAGCCUGCACGCUGCGCGACCCACCAAUCUUCCCAUUAUCAUCCGACUCAACGUGCUCAACGCGCUGGCGCGAAAUGCAGUCCUGAUGGGCUUUCCACCCGAGGGACUGUGUCGCGACGAGAUGAUCUCACCGUACACUGAGAAAGGCCCGCCUACCCUGGCGAUGCAAACGUCGUGCCCAAAGGCAUUGGAGCCAACGCAACUACAGCGCACACUCCCGCACCACCCCUGGAUCGACUUGUUCCCCUUCCCCGCUUUCCGCGACAACAUGCUGCUCGCGAUUCACGCUGGCAUCUUCGACGAGGACGAGCUGUGUAUGGAUCUGCUCAACGUCGAAGCGGAAGAUAUCGGCGUCAAGCCGGCGCUGAUCGUGUGGGGGGACUCGUCGGAUGUGUGCGGAUGGGAGGCCAAUGUGCCUUUUCUCCGCAAAUGGGGCUGGCUCGUGAAGAGCUGUCCCGAGAUCAUCGAGGGCUCGAAUUACUGGCGCGAGAAGAGGGGCGAGAAGAAACUCGUUAUUGAAGCGCCUUGA
This is a messenger RNA of Dothidotthia symphoricarpi CBS 119687, 915 nucleotides long. RefSeq lists its product as uncharacterized. The record is from RefSeq and is a predicted model, not a curated record. The coding region runs from base 1 to 915 and encodes 304 amino acids. The transcript has 3 exons. NCBI's taxonomy places the organism in Eukaryota, Fungi, Ascomycota, Dothideomycetes, Pleosporales, Dothidotthiaceae.